Molecule: messenger RNA, 2001 nt
Organism: Ichthyophthirius multifiliis
Lineage: Eukaryota; Ciliophora; Oligohymenophorea; Hymenostomatida
Exons: 3
Biological process (GO): microtubule-based movement
Cellular component (GO): dynein complex
Molecular function (GO): dynein light intermediate chain binding; dynein intermediate chain binding; minus-end-directed microtubule motor activity
Source: RefSeq, a predicted model, not a curated record
AUGAAAUUUCCUGAAGAUUAUAACUCAAAACUCGAUCGUUUUGAAAAAAUGCUUCUCCUGAAAAUUUUUCGCCCUGAAAAAAUAAUGUUUGCUAUAAAUGACUAUAUAAUAAAUUACCUCGGCUCUUUUUUCGUAGAACACCCUCCCGUUUAAAUGGAAACCAUUCACCAAGACUCCGAUUUUUAAACGCCGAUAAUUUUCGUCCUAUCAUAAGGUGCUGACCCCAGUUCUUUAAUUUUAAAUUUCGCCCAAGAAAAAGAAAUGACUUAAAAUCUCAAAAUAAUAUCCUUAGGAUAGGGUUAAGGUUAAAAAGCUGCUGUAUUGAUAGAAUAAGCAAAACAAUAAGGAAACUGGAUUUGCUUGUAAAAUUGUCACCUUGCCAGAACUUGGAUGCCUGAUCUUGAGUCUAUUAUAGACAAAAUUUCUUCUGAACAAGACGAGAAUCCCACAAAUUCAAACUUCAGAAUUUUUCUUACUUCAAUGCCUGCCAGUUAUUUCCCUGUUUCAGUCCUCUAAAACGGUAUUAAAAUAACCACUGAGCCUCCCCGUGGCCUAAAAGCCAAUUUAAAGCGCAGUUGGAAUUCCAUAAGCGAUGCUUUUCUCCAAUAAUGCACUAAAACUUAAAUUUUCCACAAGCUUACGUGGGGUUUAAUCUUCUUCCAUGCCAUAGUAUAAGAAAGAAGAAAAUUCGGUCCAUUAGGCUGGAACAUAAGAUAUGAAUUCAACGACUCUGACCUUGAAACAUCCACUACAAUGAUGAAAAUGCUUCUAAACGAGUAAGAAUAAAUUCCAUGGGACGCCCUUCUUUUUGUAAUUGGUGAAAUAAACUACGGCGGCCGAGUAACAGACGAUUGGGACAGGAGAUGUUUAAAAACAAUUCUUAAAAAAUUCUAUAUAAAAGAAGCUUUAGAAGACACUUAUUAGUUCUCCCAAUCUAAAAUCUACUAAAUCCCCAAAAUAGGUUAAAUAGCAGAUUAUAUAUAAUAUAUAGAAUCCCUCCCUCUAAACGAAGACCCUGCAGUUUUCGGAAUGAACGAAAACGCAAAUAUAACCUUUUAAGACUAAGAAUCAACAAAAAUAAUUGACACAAUACUAUCGAUAUAACCCAGAAUAUCUAGCGGAUCUUCAAGCGGGCAGACUCCAGAUUAAAUUGUCUAAACAUUAGUCAAAAGUAUAACAGAAGGCCUACCUAAUAUACUUUAAAGAUCCGAAGGUAAUAAAGAUAUAUUCGAAACAGAUCAAAAGGGUUUAAUUCCUUCCUUAUCAACUGUUUUAUUAUAAGAAAUGACUAAAUUUAAUACUUUAUUAAGUUAAAUUAAAAGAACAUUAAUAGAUCUAGGUAAAGCUAUAGAAGGUGAAAUUGUAAUGUCUUUUGAACUUGAUUAAACUUAUUAUUCAUUAUUAAAUAAUUAAGUACCUAACAUUUGGUAAAAAGUAGCUUAUCCUUCUUUAAAGCCUUUAGCCUCCUGGAUAAUAGAUCUAAAAGAAAGAGUUUCUUUUAUUUAAAAAUGGCUAGUGGAUGGAUAUACGGUUUGUUAUUGGAUUUCUGGGCUGUUUUUCCCUUAAGGAUUUAUUACUGGAGUUCUUUAAACCCAUUCAAGAUAACAUCAAAUUGCUAUUGAUAGGCUUUCUUUUAAUUUCAGAAUACUUGAUAUAGAAAAAGAAGUUUGUACAAUUAAACCUACUGAUGGUGUUUAUAUUUAUGGAUUAUUUUUAGAAGGUGCUUCAUGGGAUAGAUAAAAAAGAACUUUAAUUGAUGUUAAAUCAGGUGAAAAAACAUGUAUUAUGCCAAUAAUUCAUUUUUCUCCAACUGAUAAAUAUAAAGAAAAACCAGAUAAUUAUAUAUGUCCUAUUUAUAAAACUUCUCUUAGAGCUGGUGUACUUUCUACAACAGGAUAAUCUACUAAUUUUGUUUUAACUGUUGAUUUACCUUCAUUAGAUUAAUAUCCGGAUUUCUGGAUUUUAAGAGGGACAGCUUUAAUAUGUUAACUUAACUAGUGA